Messenger RNA from Triticum turgidum subsp. durum (durum wheat), 1446 nucleotides. Lineage: Eukaryota; Viridiplantae; Streptophyta; Magnoliopsida; Poales; Poaceae. The record is from the annotation of a GenBank genome assembly.
AUGGGCAUCCAGGUCGCGCCCCCCUCCUCCCCGUCCUCUCUGGGCGGCGGCUGCGUGAGGCUGUCGAGGGCCCAGUCGUCGUCGUCGCUGGCGACCUGGAGCGCCGGCAUCGCCCGCCGGCGCGCCGGGCACGCGAUGGUGACGCGCGCCGUCAGCGCCAGCAUCGACAGCGUCGGCAGCCACGGCAGGGAUGACGAGGAGUUCCUCAGGAGGAUCCAGGAGCUCGCCGUCGGGCUGCACCCGGGCGCCGGCGGCUGCGGCUGGCCGGCCAGCGUGGAGAGGAGCGCCAGCAGCGUCGGGCUGCCGCUGUCGCUCAGGAUGCUCAAGCGCAAGAAACGGCAGCAGGGCCAGCGCGGCCGGUGGGACGAGCGGCUGCUCGACCGCGCCGGCGAGUCCGGCUCCGGCCGCGGCGCUGUGGGACGGGCGUUCUCCUCCAUGGUGCUCAUCAUCCGGGAGCUCCAGAGCUUCGCGCUGCAGAUGCGGCAGACGCUCUUCUACGAGGACAUGCAGAGCGUGCUGGCGCGCGUCCACGCCGAGAUGGACGCCUCCUUCGUCUGGCUCUUCCAGCACAUCUUCGCCGGCACCCCCGCCCUCAUGGUCUCCGUCAUGCUCCUCCUCGCCAACUUCACCGUCUACUCCAUGGGCGACAACAUCGCGAUGGCCGCCAACCUCCCGCCUCCCCAGCCCACCGUGGCGGCCGUCGCAAUGCUCGACGCCCAGCACGCGGAGCAGUCCCGUCCCGAUCAGCGGUUCGACAGCGUGUCGCUCAACAUGUUCUCCAUUGGCCGCACGGCCUCGGUGGACGGGAACAGCGGCGGCGGCGGCAAGGCUCCGCCGGUCGCCGGGGCCACCGGCGACGAUCGCUCGGACGAAUCCUCGUACCGGCAAAGCGGCGCGGUGCUUCCACAGGACGAGUCACAGGCGACGCCGGUGGGGGCGGCCGCGGAGGACACGGAGGACGAGCUCAUCAUCUGGAAAAGGAUAGCCGACGAGGCGACGAGAAUGCAGGCGAGCGUGCGCGUGGAGGCGCUGAUGGACCCGGACAUCCUGGCGCAGCUCGUCGCGCCGGUGGAGGCGAAGAUGGACACGGAGGACCUGGCCGACCACGCGAAGACGGAGCAGAGAUACGCGAUGGCCGUGUCCGAGGAGCCGAGCAACGCGCUGCUGCUCGCCAACUUCGCGCAGUUCCUGUACCUGGUGCAGCGCGAUCACGACCGGGCGGAGCAUUACUUCAAGCGGGCGGUGCGCGCGGAGCAGCCGGCGGACGCGGAGACGCUGGGGUGGUACGCUACGUUCCUGUGGAAGGCGCGCAACGACCUGGCGGCCGCGGAGGAGACGUUCCAGGAGGCCAUUGCCGCCGAGCCCAGCAACGGGCACCACGCGGCGGCCUACGCGCACUUCCUGUGGAACACGGGCGGCGAGGACACAUGCUACCCCCUCGACUGA